Messenger RNA from Carya illinoinensis, 4146 nucleotides. RefSeq names its product disease resistance-like protein DSC1. Gene Ontology annotation, biological process: signal transduction; defense response. Lineage: Eukaryota; Viridiplantae; Streptophyta; Magnoliopsida; Fagales; Juglandaceae. The transcript is spliced from 6 exons. The record is from RefSeq and is a predicted model, not a curated record. Gene Ontology annotation, molecular function: protein binding; ADP binding. Bases 155 to 4120 code for a protein of 1321 amino acids.
GUUCCACUCGUUUACGCUUUACGGGAAGCUGGAUAGUCUUCUUGCCUUGGCGCAACAUGUCAUUGCUUCUUUCUAUUUAUUACUCGGGCCUUCACGUCAUUGUACGCCUUAUAAUCUUCACUCUACCUGCAGGCUUUAGCAUCCAAUCGUUCUAAUGUCUUGCUCCAAAAGGCUUCGAAUAAACCAUUCAUCAUCAUAUAUUCGUCCUUUAUCUAUUCCUUCUUCUUCUCGAAACCUUUCAUCAUGUAUUGAUCCUUAUUCCAAGGUGUACGAUGUAUUCCUCAGUUUUAGGGGCGAAGACACCCGUAAUAAUUUUACCGACCAUCUAUAUCAGGCUUUGGUUGAUAAAGGGAUUAGCACCUUUAAGGAUGAUGAAAAAAUUGAGAUUGGAAUACCCAUUUCCCAGGAACUCAUGGAUGCAAUUGAGAAAUCGAGCAUGGCAGUCAUCGUGUUGUCAAGAAAUUAUGCAUCUUCCGCAUGGUGCUUAGAAGAACUUGCAAGAAUUAUUGACUGCAUGAAAGAGAGGGAGAUGAGAGUUUUGCCCAUUUUCUACCAGGUGGAUCCUAGUGAUGUGAGACAUCAGACGGGCACUUUUGCAGAUGCCUUCACCGGACAUGAGAUACGUUUUGAGAAGGACUCGGAGAAGGUGCGAACAUGGAGAAAUGCUUUGCGAGAAGUGGCAAAACUCUCCGGACGCCAUUUACAGAAUAGGGGUGAGUCAGAGUUUAUCAAAAUCAUUGUUGACGGUAUAUUUCGUGAAUUGAGUGAUACACUCUCGAUUGUUGAUGAGGGUAACCUUAUUGGAAUAAUAUAUCCCGUCAGAGAAUUAUUGGUUUCACAUCUACAACUGAGGCGAAAUGAUGAUGAAGUACGCUUUAUAGGACUAUGCGGGAUGAGUGGGAUAGGCAAGACAACUCUUGCGCGAGUUGUAUUUCAACGAUUCCGUUCUAGAUUUCAAGCUUGCAGCUUUCUCGAAAAUGUUAGUGCAGAAUGUAAUGUGGAUGCUUUGCUAGAAAAACUCCUUUCUGACAUGAAGUUGAGGAGUGAAAAAGAUAAGUGGGAUGCAAGUAAGGGAAGGGCGGUGAUAAAGAAUAGACUGCGUUUCAAGAAGGUUCUUAUUGUUCUUGAUGAUGCUGAUAAAAAAGAACAAUUAGAAACAUUAGUGGGGAAUUGCGAUUGGUUCGGCAUGGGGAGUAGAAUUAUUAUAACCACGAGAGAUAAGCAUUUGUUGAUAAGUCAUGGAGUGCCAAAUGACAAUAUAUACAUGGUUAAAGGACUGAAUGAAUAUGGUAAAGAUCUUGAUUUGAAGCUCUUUUGUCUAGAAGCCUUCGGCAAACCCGAUUGCGGAAUAGAUUUUUUGGAAAUAUGCAACGAUUUUGCACGUUAUGCUAGAAUAGAUUUUUUGGAUCUAUGCCUAGAUUUUGUAGGCUAUGCUAGUGGCCAUCCGCUAGCACUUAAAGUCUUGGGAUCCUCUUUAUUUAAAAAAGAAAGAGAGGUAUGGCAAAGUGCUCGAGAUAAAUUAGAAGCAAUUCCUAAUAGGGAUAUUCAGAAAAUACUUCAGAUUGGUUUUGAUGCACUCGAUGACACACAGAAAAAAUUAUUUUUGGAUAUUGCGUGUUUCUUCAAUGGUGAUUACAAAGAUCGAGUAAUAGAUCUACUGGAAGGUUUAGGUUGCUACCCCACCAUUGAUAUUGAAACUCUUGUUGACAAAUCUCUCCUUACCAGUUCUGGGAAAAAAUUGUGGAUGCAUAAUUUAUUACAAAAAAUGGGUUGGGAAAUUGUUCGUUGUAAACACCGUCAGAAUCCUGGAAAAUGGAGUAGAUUGUGGCUUUUUGAUGAUAUAGUUGAUGUGCUAAAAGAAAAUACAGGGACAGAUAAAGUUGAGGGCAUAAUGAUGAAUACGCCACCCUGUGAAAUACAGUUGAAGGCUAAGGCCUUCUCAAAGAUGAAAAGGCUAGGAUUGCUUAAAAUCUGUAAUGUGCAACUUCCUGCAGGCCUUGAAUAUCUUUCUACUAAGUUACAUUUGUUGGAAUGGCACGACUAUCCUUUGACUUCCAUGCCAAAUAAUUUCCAGCCAGACAACCUUGUCGAAGUGAUUAUGCCUCGUUGUCGCUUUGAGCAACUGCCCAAGAGAUUUAGUAACUUGAAAAAUUUGAAAGUCCUUGACCUCAGUGACUCCCAAAACUUAAUCAAAACACCUGAUUUCACUGGUUUAUCAAAUCUUCAAAGGCUGAUUCUCCAAGGUUGUACUAGAUUGUACGAAGUGCACCCAUCUAUGGAAGUUCUCAAUCGACUUGUUCUAUUAAAUCUCAAAGAUUGCCCGAGUCUAGCUAGCCUUCCAUACGAGAUCAACUUGGAAUCUCUAAAAACUGUUAUCCUAUCUGGCUGUUCAAGCCUCAUUAAGUUUCCAAAGAUCGGGGAAAAUAUGAAAUGUUUGUCAGAGCUUUACUUGGACAAGACGGCGAUAGAAGAGGUACCAUUAUCAAUUCAGAAUCUAACUGGUUUGACUUUACUAAAUCUUUCCGGUUGUAAGGAUCAUCCAUCUGAAUCAUGGAAUUGGUUGCUCUACCUCUCAACACUAACCUCUUUAAAUGCUCUAGACUUGAGUGAUUGCAAUCUAUCAGACGGAGCAAUCCCUGGCGAUCUUAGUGGCUUAUCUUCACUUGAGUCUCUAAUUUUGAGCAGAAACAAUUUUACAUGCUUGCCUGAUAGCAUUUCUCAGCUUUCCAAGCUUAAAUCCCUCUACUUGGAUAAUUGUAGCAAGCUGAAAUUAUUGCCCAAUUUUCCCUCGAGUACACAAUUAGUAAUGGCACGUGAUUGUUCUUCACUUGAAAAUUGUUUAAAUCAAGUUACAGUGUGGACUUCAUGCAUAACUGGAUUCACAAUUAUUAACUGCCUCAGCUCUGUUGAUGAUGAAAAAUCCAAAGUUUCUUUCCAAGAUCUGCACUUCCAGCCACGGUGGAGGCCAUACGAAGAGCCAAUUCGGUAUGGCAAAGGAUUUCUUAGCCCACUACCUGAUACUCAAAUUCCAAACUGGUUCCACCAUCAGAACCACGGGUCAUCUGUAUCAAUCCCAUUAUCACCUGAUCUAUCCAAAAAUAGUAGUUGGAGAGGAAUUGCAGUGUACACUGUUUUUGAAGUCGAGAAAAAUUUUGGCAACGUUUCUCCUGCUCAGAAAUCACAUAAUAUGCACGAGGUGAUAUAUCACUUUGACAUGCAGGAUGGAGCUGAACUUGAAGAUUGUACCAUAUUCUUUCAUUCCCCUAAAUGCCAAAUCGGUUUUGAUUAUUCUAGACUCUGUCUAUAUAUCUCGCAUGAGAGGUUUAGGGACCAUUUAGACAGACGUAGCUGCCUUAGCCCUUCAAUUUCAACCAAUUGCCCAAGCGUUCGGUUUAAAGCAUGUGGCGCUCGAAUUCUCUAUGAACACGAUAUGGUUGAGUUCAUAGAUAUUUUAAGCCGAAGAGGUUGCGGUAUCCGUCACUAUUCUAGAAGCAUUGAGGCUUUCAAGAGCCAUUUCCCUCGAAAUGUGAUUGAGAAACUGCCGGACUUUGAUGGAAGUUCCGUAUACAAUUUGUGUUUUUCUGUAUCAAUUCAAAAGUUGUUCCCCUCUAUAAGCAGAGAUCCCUCAGUGGCAUUUGAUUCACCUAGUAACUGGUACAAGGAUGGGUCUUGGAUGGGACUUGCUCUAUGCGCUUCUUUUGAUGGCCUUGAGCAUUCAUCAACUAACAUGGAUGGCUAUCCGGAUACAGAAGUUCCUAAUAAGUACCACCUUACCUUGUCUUUUAAAACCGAUAUGGGUAGUCUGGAACGGUUCCAGACCUAUUGCCUCACUGAAAAAGAUCUCAUGUCGUUACCGCGACUGCGAGGACGUAGAUUGGAAUGGUUGUGUUAUAUGCCGCGUGCAUCGUUUUCGGACUGGUUGAAUGGGUGCUCUUUCAUUGAGGCUUCAAUUGCAACCGACUACCCCGGCUCAACAAUGCACCAGUGUGGGUUCCGUCUUGUGUUCCAACAUGACGUUUUGUUUCAGGGAAUAGUACAAAUUCUAGAUGCAUGCCCUAAUACACCGCGGCGGUCAAUUAUUAGGGUUGUAGAGCAAAAUUUUGAAUUCAGUUUCGAUUAAGGUAUUAAAAUGAAAUAUUUCGAUAU